UUCAAAAACUGGGAAAAGCAGAUGAAACUAAAGAUGAACAGUUUGAAGAAUAUGUUCAAAAUUUCAAACGGCAAGAGGCAGAGGGUUCCAGACUCCAGAGAGAACUGAGAGGAUAUUUAGCAGCCAUUAAAGGAAUGCAAGAUGCCUCGAAGAAGCUUACAGAGUCUCUCCAUGAAGUGUAUGAGCCAGACUGGUAUGGACGUGAAGAUGUGAAAAUGAUUGGAGAGAAAUGUGAUGAACUUUGGGAAGACUUUCAUCAAAAACUGGUAGAUGGGUCAUUGUUAACGCUGGAUACGUAUCUAGGACAAUUUCCCGAUAUCAAAACUCGCAUUGCAAAACGAAGCAGAAAGCUAGUGGACUACGACAGUGCAAGGCAUCAUCUAGAAGCCCUGCAGAGCUCAAAAAGAAAAGAUGAGGGCAGAAUCACCAAGGCAGAAGAAGAAUUUCAAAAAGCGCAGAAAGUGUUUGAAGAGUUUAACACUGACUUGCAAGAAGAGUUGCCAUCUCUGUGGUCACGACGAAUUGGCUUCUAUGUGAACACCUUCAAAAAUGUAUCCAGCCUUGAAGCCAAGUUUCACAAGGAAAUAGCUUUAUUAUGUCAUAAACUAUACGAAGUGAUGACAAAGCUGGGGGAUCAGCAUGCAGACAAGGCCUUCACCAUUCAAGGCGCACCAAGUGAUUCAGGUCCUCUCCGCUUUGCAAAAACACCGUCACCACCAGAGGAGGUCUCUCCCCUACCUAGCCCUACUGCUAGUCCCAAUCAUAUGCUGGCACCAGCGUCUCCAGUACCAGCCCGGCCUAAGUCACCCACACAGCUGAGGAAAGGUCCGCCAGUCCCACCACUGCCUAAACUCACACCCACAAAGGAGUUGCAACAGGAGAACAUCAUUAACUUAUUUGACGACAACUUUGUCCCAGAAAUCAAUGUGACAACUCCAUCACAGAAUGAAGUACCUGAAGCUAAGAAAGAGGAAUCGUUACUGGAUUUGGACUUCGACCCUUUCAAGCCGGAAGCUGUAUCAACAGGAGUUAGUCAUUCACCCAUGUCUCAGACAUUGCCAUGGGAUCUAUGGACGACAAGCAGCGAAUUGGUGCAGCCGGCAUCCACCAUAGCAUUUAAUGGAUUUGCACAGGAAGUCUCCGCAUUUACAGUGCAGUCAAAUGAGAAUGUGGCAGAGCCUUCGGCUGAGGCUGAAGAAACUCCACCUGGGGAACCUAAGGUUGAGGAAACUCCUGCUGCUGUUGCUGCUGUUGUGAAAAAGGAGGCCAUCCCUGCUGAGCCAGCAGAGCAGGCUGUGGAGAGUGUCGAGACAGGAGAUAAAGAGACAACUGAAGUUGCUGAGAAGGAAAGCGAGGUGGUACCUGUUGGUGAGAGGACUGUGGAAUCAGAAGACAGUGCAGCUGUGGCAGCAGGAGCUGCCACCACUGAGCAGGAGGAUGUUGCUGAAGGUGACAAACCUCAGGGAGAAGAAAAAGAGGCUGAUAUGUCUCAGGAAAGGGUCAGCAGCAUCCCUUCAGUAGUAAUAGAGCCAGCCUCAAACAAUGAGGGGGAGGGAGAAGAGCACGAAGUCAUCAUGAAUGAGUCCAAAGAUGCCACAAUAGAGAUGGGCGCUCAGGUCGCUGACACUUCUCUCAGUGAAACUUCCCAAGCUGGAAAUGAUCAGAAACCUGCUGAAGAAAUCCAGGCUGCACUUUCUCAGGAUCAGCCUGUUCCCGCAGAAAAUGCAGCUUUAGCAAUACCACCUGGUUUUCUCUAUAAGGUUGAAGUUCUACAUGAUUUCGAGGCAGCUAACAGUGAUGAGCUUAAUUUAAAACGAGGAGAUAUUGUGCUAGUGAUUCCUUCUGAGACCACAGCUGAUCAGGAGGCUGGCUGGUUGACUGGCAUUAAGGAAUCCGACUGGCUUCAGUACAGAGAUGUAAAUAGUUAUAAAGGACUUUUCCCAGAGAACUUCACACGCCAUCUGGAGUAGUUCUCCCAGGCAGAGAAAUGUAGUAUGAAGCUCAAGUCAGUAGGUUUUUACCUCUUUGAAACACAGGAGCCCAUCUUUUUGUAGUUGAAGCUGUUAAUGGUUUACAGACUGGUGCCAGACAAAGCUAGUUGAAACAUAUCAAACAAGCAUGAAUGCAAACAGUUACGCUGUAAUUUGUGGAGCAGUACAUGGGGAAAAAGUCAGAUAAAAAUGAAAUGUCCUUAUUGUUCACAAGUAUGUGGCGACAGGUUUGUUUGUGCUUCGUCAGAGCUAUGGUGAUCCUGUAUUUGAUCCUUUCCCAUGAAAUCUGAAAUUAGCUUCCUUAAUACGAAAAACUUAACUUCUCUGCACUAAGUGUAUUGUAUUCUGUUGCACUGCAGAAGAUUUAAUUAAUUAUCCUGUAGUUAUAAGGUCAAACUAUUAUAAGUUUCAUGUGUUUAAAAGAUAGUUAACAACUGCAACAUUUUUCAGUGUUAUUUUUGGACAUGCAUAAUAUAUAUACACAAGAGUUUAUAUGUGUAUAUAUGAGUGCAUAUGGCUAUAUAUGCAUUUACACAACUUCUUUGUAGUUCUUUAGCUGUGUAGUGUCAUCCAGUACAUGCAUUGCUCUUCCACUGUCUGGCAUUACAGGAAACAGUUUUGUUCAAAGAAAACUAGCUGCUCCAUUGCCAAAACAUGAUACAAUAUCUGUGUUCGUAAUGUGAAAUUUUCAUUCUUAGAAGAUGAAUAACAUCAUCAAAGCCGCUAACCUUUGAGAAGGCAUGGCUCGGUCUCCUCUUCCAGCUGCAGUAGUUACAAUGAGAUAACCUGGAUGGGGGAGUUGUUAUGAUGCUAAUCUAUACUUUUUUAUUUAAUUGGCUGAAUACAUUUUCGAAAAGAAACAGAACUAAUCUCUGAGAAUAAAUAAACACAAUAUAUUUUCACUAUAUGUAUUUAUGCAGUGUACCUUCACAGAACCUUUUAAAGUAAGAUAUAUAAUGUAUCCUGUAUCAAAAAGUCAUCUGUAACUUAUGUUUUCCAGUGCUGUGUCAUUAAAAAUAAACUUUUGGUCC
Prinia subflava (tawny-flanked prinia) is the source of this 3022-nucleotide messenger RNA. Its product is annotated as amphiphysin. NCBI's taxonomy places the organism in Eukaryota, Metazoa, Chordata, Aves, Passeriformes, Cisticolidae. Gene Ontology annotation, biological process: synaptic vesicle endocytosis. The record is from RefSeq and is a predicted model, not a curated record. Gene Ontology annotation, cellular component: cytoplasm; synaptic vesicle; plasma membrane. Gene Ontology annotation, molecular function: phospholipid binding; protein binding. The coding region runs from base 135 to 1970 and encodes 611 amino acids. The transcript is spliced from 21 exons.